Molecule: messenger RNA, 852 nt
Organism: Wasmannia auropunctata (little fire ant)
Lineage: Eukaryota; Metazoa; Arthropoda; Insecta; Hymenoptera; Formicidae
Gene: Syt14
Product: synaptotagmin-16-like
Exons: 3
Source: RefSeq, a predicted model, not a curated record
GUGGAAGUUGGGGCUUCUAGCAUUAUACUCGAUAAUCGAGAGCAAGAGAUACAAGUUGAGCAAAAUGACUCGACGACCAAUGACGUCAUUACAACGAUGGGUACAGUGGCUACCGAGGAAGUUGGUAGUCUCGAAGUCGCUUUCCUAUAUGAUGCCCCAAUGCGUGAGAUGACGGUUCACGUGUUACAAGGGCGGAAUUAUCCUGCCGGCAUUAACGGCAGUCAGGUACGGCUAGUCCUGCUACCGUCGAAGAAGCAAAGGCGCAAGACGCGGGUUCGGCAGGGGACGUCUCCGCAGUACAUGGAAAGCUUUUUGCUUCCUCGUGUAAAUCCCGAGGAUGUAAACGCAAUGGGAGUGCGGCUCAGAGUGUACCUGUGGGGCGGCAGAAUGAUGCGCCGGGAAAGACUGUUGGGCGAGGCCAGAGUGUCCUUCGAUCAGAUCAAUCUCCAGUUGGAGACGACCCUCUGGUUGACUCUUCAACCACCACUUUCUUCCUCGGCACAGGACUGGGGAACCACCAGCAGUCUGACUCGCAGCGACUCCACGGGAUCUCAACAAUCGGUCCAGUCGUACGCCUCUCCGGCUAUACCGCCUUACGGCAGCAGCAUGAAGGGGGGCAGCGUCGCGGAGAUCCUAAUCGGCUUGGCGUACAAUGGCACGACAGGUCGCUUAUCGGUCGAAAUAAUCAAGGGUUCCCACUUCCGCGGUGGGGGCGGAAACGACACGAAGCCUCCCGACACUUACGUCAAAUUGGCUCUCAUCGAUACCAACAAUCACGAAAUGGGCCGAUCUAAGACCGGUUUGAAACGCGCCCAGCCGAAUCCCCUCUACAAGGAGACUUUUAUAUUUCAG